AUGGAGCAGCAUGUGGAGAGCAAUGGCGGCGACAACGGUGGUGGGUACUUCACUCUCCUCGCCGACGUCGAAGUCUUGAGCAAAGAUAAAGGGUCCGAAUGUGCAUGGUUCCCUGCAACUAUUUUAGACCCACCAGCAAACCCAUCAGCCUCAAAAAGAAAGACCUUUACUUCCACCAAGGUUUUGAUUCAGUACAAGACUCUUGUCUCCGACAAUGACCCCACCGAGCCGCUCGUGGAGCCCACCACCUUGCGGCUUCUCAGGCCGGCUCCUCUGGCGGACAAUGCGGAGGAGAGGUUUGAGCAGAACGAUGUCGUUGAUGCUUUUUAUGCUGAUGGGUGGUGGCCUGGGGUGGUAAUGAGUGUUGUGGGGGACAAGUAUACUGUGGGGUUUAAGAACCCUCCGGAUGUGUUGGAGGUUGAGCGAAGUGGGUUGAGGCCACAUUGGGAUUGGGACCAUGGGGUUUGGACCAGAGCUCCAAGGAAGGAGUUUGGGGGAUCAAAUUACAAGCCAGGGACAGCAGUUGAAGUGAAUUUGGAAAGAAAUCAUCUAUGGUGUUCUUGGAUACCUGCAAUUUUUAUUGGUCAGCUUGGGAGUGACUCUUUCUUGGUGCAAUAUAGAUACAAGACCCCUGAAAAUGGUAACGAGAAUGGCCUUGUUAAAGUAGUUGUAGCUGAUCAUCAGAUUCGGCCUUGCCCUCCACAGCAAGAGGAAAACGAUUUUGCCUUGUUGCAAAUGGUGGAUGCUUUUGAUGACAUGGGUUGGUGGGUUGGGGAAAUUACAAAAGUUCUUGCAGACAAGAAAUACAUUGUCGCUUUCAAAUUCACAAAGGAGGAGAAGGAGUUCUGUCAUUCAGAAUUAAGAUGCCACUUGGAAUGGAUUGACAAAAAAUGGACUACCCUUUUGGAAUUUCAUUCUACUAUGAAAUAUGGACAACCGAGACAUGCACAUGAAAAUUCCAGCAAUUCUGGGGGCAAAACACCUCGUCGUACCAAGUUUGGGAUGAAGCAGUUGAGUCCUUGCAAAGAUAUGUUACCUUGUGGAAAGACCACAGACAAACUGAAAAUAUCUCAGCAUCCUAGUGAUGAUUCAACAUGUUUAAGUCCCUCUCCCUGCAAGAAGUCAUUAGAGGAAGAUUCAGAAGACACCUCUUCUCUUCCCCAAUCCUAUCGAAGGAAGACCCCAGCUAUGGCAUCCAAGAGGAAAGGCCUUUUUGAUAAUGAAGAGACAAAUGAACAACAGCAGGUUGAACAAGUGGAUAGUCGGGCAAUCACUGUUGUCAAAACAGGUACACAACCAGACUUAAAAUUUGUAAAACAUCGAAGGGAUAGUCGCCACUGCUGUCAAAACAAUCAGCAAAUUGUAAGAGGUGACCGAGAGUACAUUGAAGAUGAAACUAUCGUGUCAGAACCUGAAAAAAUUAGGUGCUUGCAUGCUGGAAAUACAUCUCUGCUCCUUGUGAAGGAUGAACUGAGCAGUGGAAUUAUAGGGAAGGAAACACAAGCUGAGUUACUUAUUCAAAGGUCAAAAGAUCCAACAGCAGGUUGUAUGAAUCAUUUACUUGAAAAGCCUGCAGGUCCUAGGUUGAACCAAAACCUGGAAACUUACCAUAGACAGAAAAGGUUCAAACUAACAGGUGUGAAGCAAAAUGGAACUGGAGUUGUCACUGAUGAAGUGUUCGAGACUAAUGUUGAACAUAUAGGUAACCAUGCUGGGACUGUCAACCAACAAGAGGAAAGUCCACUUUUGCCUUUUGUGAAGAUAUCUCCACUAUGGGAACAUUUUGAAUCCAUGGAAGUAUUCAAAAAGUUCCCGCAGAAGCCACAUUUUCGUCCUUUGGUGGAGAAGAAUGAUGUAUUUCGUGAAGGAUUUGCCAUUGGAAGUAUGUCAGCCUUUGCUUCUUUGGUUGAGAAGGUUUCCAAUUUACGAGUUGAUGAUCCUAAAGAAUUAGUGGAAAGCUAUUUGGAAGGACCAGCUGAACUGGAAUUGUUAGGAUUUGAUGACAAGGCAAUAAGGCAUCGUCUGACUGAAUUGCUAGACAUGAAAGUGAAGUUGGGACAACUUGAGAACCGAUCAAGAGAAGUUGACUUUAGGAUCACAGGGAGUACUCAUGAGACAACUACCUAUGAUGAAAUAAUCGGUGGGAUUGAGAAGAAGAUUAAGGACUUGAAAGAAAAACGGAUGAUGGCAGUGUCAAUGAAAAAGGAAAAAGUUUCUGAAACUAGAAGGUUGCAAGCAGAAGCAAAAGCUAUCAAUGAAGACAUCCAGAGUACAAGGUGUGAUUUCGGAAAACUAGUGGCUGCUGAAUGGUGAUUAUGGCAUUCUGGUGAUUGAUAAUCCCCCAGAUGAUUACUCAGUUUGUUAAUCCUAUUUUGUUUGGACAAGAUUGUCCAUGGAAAUACACAUUUGACUUGUACAAUGGUGGUAGUACCAAUCUGUGUGGUAGCGGCCAUGAUCAAUGCUGGUAAUAGGAGUCUAUGAUGC
Molecule: messenger RNA, 2484 nt
Organism: Argentina anserina (silverweed cinquefoil)
Lineage: Eukaryota; Viridiplantae; Streptophyta; Magnoliopsida; Rosales; Rosaceae
Product: DUF724 domain-containing protein 7-like
Exons: 9
Coding region: 1-2313 (770 amino acids)
Source: RefSeq, a predicted model, not a curated record